UCUCUAUAAAACCCCACUUACUUACUAUUCAAUCAAUUCUACACACCGUACGUCUAUGGAAGAAAUGGAGCGGGAUAUUUUCGGGUCCAAUUCUUAUUACACCAUUCUCGGAGUCUGUUCGGAUUCUUCACCCGAAGAAAUUCGUAGCGCUUAUCGCCGCCUGGCAAUGCGAUGGCAUCCAGAUCGGUGGGCGGGAAGAAGGGCUUCCCCUGCUUUGUUGAGUGAAGCCAAAGCCAAAUUCCAGCAGAUUCAACAAGCUUAUUCAGUUUUGUCGGACCAGAGGAAGAGAGCAAUGUAUGAUGCUGGGUUCUAUGAUCUUGACGACGAUGACGAAGAUGUUCACGAUCAGUUGGGUAUGAAGCAGGGAUUCUAUGAUUUUAUGCAAGAAAUGGUGUCACUUAUGGCUAAAGUAAGGAAUGAGGAUUGCAAGUACAACAGCCUGGAGGAGCUGCAGACAAUGCUGACGGAGAUGGCCCAAAGCUUUUGAAUUCUCUUUUGUCUUCUUUCUGUUAUGGGCCAGUAAUUUAGGCAGCCCAUUGAGAGACAGCCCAAUUUUGAAAUAUGCUUUUACUUCGGAGCCCAUUUUGAGCCCAUCACUAUCGUGAGGCCUCACACGGGCCUCGGCCCACAUUUAAGAUGCCUCUAAUCGUGUAAUGGUAGAGAGAAAUGAAAUUUGUUCAUUGACUUUUGUUUUUAUCUGA
Cucumis melo (muskmelon) is the source of this 701-nucleotide messenger RNA. RefSeq lists its product as uncharacterized. Bases 56 to 487 code for a protein of 143 amino acids. The record is from RefSeq and is a predicted model, not a curated record. NCBI's taxonomy places the organism in Eukaryota, Viridiplantae, Streptophyta, Magnoliopsida, Cucurbitales, Cucurbitaceae. The transcript has 5 exons.